GAUGCGGGUAGUGUGUGGGUGGAUUUGUAGUUUUGAUGACGUAAUAAGAGAAGUACAUUUCUGUGCGUGUUGAAGAAGGGGUAGUUUGUUGGUUUGACAAAAUCAUUCUUUGGCGAUAUGGUUUUGAAGAAGAAGGGGUUGGUGUAUAUAAAUGUUGGCCGCGCAAGCUCCACCAAUCACUCGCCCUCUAACCACCAAACUAAAAGCGCCAGUAUCAAAUAUACUGGAUUCUAGAGUGUUACAAAAAUCUACCCCACAUUGAGACGCAGUAAAAAUUCUUUUUGUGUUUCGUGCCUCGUGCUCCGGAAGAAGAAGAGGUUCAAAAAAAAGAGGGAAAAAAAGACGACUUGAAGACAUCGAGAAUCGCAUUCAGAAAAAAAAUAGUUUCGUGUGCCCCCCCGAAGACAAGGAUAUCAUUCUUCACUUCCGAUAAAAUGGCAUUUCGUGAAUGCGUAUUUCUUUUCAGUGUUUUAAUAACAAUCGCCCAAGCACGUGCAAUAGUUGUCAAUUGCGAAAUGUACCCCUUUCACAGUCAAUGUCGAGGAGUGCAAACAAAAAGAUUUGUCAUUGAACCUGGACAUAAAAAUCAACAUGAAAUCGAAUUCAAAAAUUUGAAAACACCAUCGUUUAAUGACGAGUAUAAUGGAUUGAAAAAUUCUCGACUUUGGACGACUUUAUUAGAUAAUGGUCUAAGCACAGAUGAUAUUUAUGACGUUUAUGCCUCGUCGAGUGCUUCAACGAGAGGAAAUAAUAAUAAUAAUAAUAAAAAGUUAAACAGGAAAAACAGCAUCAAAGACAGGCUAAGGAUCAGAAGAAUACCAAUAAGAGAUUUUUUGUCGGAUCUCGAGUUUCUCGACAGCGAUUAUUAAAAAAAAAUUUCAAACUAAAAAAAACACAUCUAAAAAACAAAAAUAUAUUUCAUUCAAUGACUUUUCACUCAGCUGCUCGUUCAAAAAAUUAUCUCUCGACCAGAAAAUAAAAACAAUUUUCAUUUUAUCAAGAGAAUGACAAUGAAAAUUAAUCUUUCUAUAAUAUAUAUA
Messenger RNA from Leptopilina boulardi, 1040 nucleotides. RefSeq lists its product as uncharacterized. The coding region runs from base 435 to 869 and encodes 144 amino acids. The transcript is spliced from 4 exons. The record is from RefSeq and is a predicted model, not a curated record. NCBI's taxonomy places the organism in Eukaryota, Metazoa, Arthropoda, Insecta, Hymenoptera, Figitidae.